Molecule: messenger RNA, 3702 nt
Organism: Biomphalaria glabrata
Lineage: Eukaryota; Metazoa; Mollusca; Gastropoda; Planorbidae
Product: charged multivesicular body protein 5-like
Exons: 7
Coding region: 146-808 (220 amino acids)
Biological process (GO): late endosome to vacuole transport via multivesicular body sorting pathway; vesicle budding from membrane
Cellular component (GO): multivesicular body
Source: RefSeq, a predicted model, not a curated record
CGGAAAUCGCUUACAGUUGUAAACAAAGACAGAUUCUAGCUGUGGACUCGAUUUAGGACUGAUUUAGAUCUAGAUCUAAAACCCUUAGAUAUUAGAUUUAAAUCUAGAUAUAUAAUCUCUGUUUUAAUCUCUUUUUUGCUUUAAAAUGAAUCGUCUGUUUGGCAGAGGAAAACCUAAGGAACCACCACCAAAUUUAAAUGAUUGUAUAAGUAAUAUUGACAGCAGAGGAGAAUCUCUUGAUAAGAAAAUUGGCAGACUAGAUGCAGAUUUAAAAAAAUACAAAGACCAAAUGAAGAAGAUGAGGGAAGGACCUGCUAAAAAUCAAGUGAAGCAAAAGGCAUUACGAGUUUUAAAGCAGAAGAGAAUGUACGAAAAUCAAAGAGACCAAUUAGGUCAGCAGUCAUUCAACCUAGAGCAACAGAACUAUGCCAUACAGAGUUUAAAAGACACAAAAACUACAGUAGAUGCCAUGAAAAUUGGAGUCAAAGAUUUCAAAAAAGCGUACAAACACGUCAACAUUGAUCAGAUAGAGAACAUGCAGGAUGACCUGGAAGACUUGAUGGAACAGAGCAGUGAGAUCCAGGAAGUGAUGAGCAGGAGCUACGGCAUGCCAGAGCUGGACGAUGACGAGCUGGAGGCGGAGCUAGACGCCCUCGGGGAUGAGCUGCUGGACGAAGACACAACAUAUUUAGAUGAUGCUGUCGCUGCUCCAUCAGCGCCCACAAGCGAACCUGGGGGAGAAAGUAGUAGGGGAGAUGUGCCUGUUGAUGAGUUUGGAUUGCCGCAGAUUCCACAGAGUGCCAAAUAAGGAUAGUUAACACUAAAUAUCAUUUUGUCUCGUCACUUUUAACUCAUUUUGGAAACAAUUAUCAUCGUCAGGGAAUUGCUAUAGACGAGUAAAACAGCCUUUAUAUAUAUAAUGAUGACACAUAAAUAUAUAUACAAUACCUGUCUUGGUUGCAGGUUUUUUGUUUUUUUAUAAAUUUUGUGUUAACCUUUGUCAACAACUUAUUAUAAGGUACUUUUUGUUUUUUUAUUAUUAAAAUAUCUUUAUUUUGUACAUAUUAAAAAUUGCAUCGGUAGUUUAUACAUGUGAUAUGUUAUAGUAAGUUAUAUUUAGUAUUUAGCUCUGAUAAGAAAACUUAACAUUUUUUUUUAUUUUAUGCAUUUUGGUUCAAAUAUGUUUCAUAAUGAAAUAUUAAGAUUUUUUUUUUUUUUGCUUUUGAUUUUCAAAAUUAUUUUUAUCCCAUUAUGAAUUAGUAGCAAUUAAGGUUUAGAAUAACGAAUGAUCCACGUUUCAGGCUUUCUAUGUUAAGAUGGUAAUAUUAAUAGUAUGGAUGAAAUUUAUUCAAAGAUGUGCUCUGCACUGCUGCCCUUUGAGGGAUUUAAUAAAAAAAAUCUGGGCUCCUGCAAUGUAUGUGGGUAUACGUUUACCUAUUCUGAAGUAUGACCAGAAAAAAGCUGAAAAUGCUUUGGUCAUCUUAUCUAUUUUUGUAAGGUGAAACUGAAAAGAUUGGUUUAAAAAGUAGAAUAUUGUUGAUAAUUUAUGCAGAAAAAAAAAGGAACUCUUAUAUUUCAUCUACAAUAUUCCCAUUCUCAUUCUGGUUCUUCAAAAGAAAUGCUGCUCCAUCCUACUAUACUUUUGGCUCCCUGGUCGUGCGGUUUGCGCGCUGGACUGUCGUUCGGAUUUAUCGACGGUCGAGGGUUCAAACCCUGCCUGCUCCCAUCCCCGUCGUCCUGCGGGAGGUUUGGACUAGGAAGUAAAUUAUCUUCAACUCUGAAGGAACAUCCGAAACAAACAAACAAACUUUUUUUUACUUUUGGAUUAUGACUCUGGUUGUAAUGGCUUCACUAUCCUUAAUUUCUCAUAAUGAAUAAUUAACACUCUUGUUGUGAUAUAAUGCCAAUACAAUGAGAUAAAUAGUUACCAUCAAGUUUUUUUUUUUUUAACUUUUGUAUUAGAACAAUUUUAAACUUUGUUAGUCAGUGAAAAUUGGAUGAGUUUAUAGUAUAAAGCUCUUAUAUUAAAAAAACAACAACAUUUUUUACUAGCAAAUAUAUGUUUAUAUAUAUAUCUACCACAAAGUAUAAGAAUUUUUUUCUGUUCUUAAAAUAUUGAAAUCUUAUAUUUUUGUAAAAACUAUUGGUAUAGUUUAAAUGUGUUUUUUUCUUUUGUUAGAGACAAGCUUUUCUUUUUUGCUAAUUGUUGCAUUGGAAGUUUUAGUUUUGUAUUUAACUAUUCAGCUUUGUUUAUCCAAAGUAAAAAUAGCAUAGCAUAUAUCAUUGUAUUGUCAACUAGUGCCCAGGAAAUAAGCCUGCUUAUGUUUGCGCUAGCAAGACUAAUUUAUCCAUUGAGAGCUACGAUAUUUUUAAAUAUUUUACUAUAUUUGUUGUCAUUACAUGGCUUUUUAAAAUAAAAAACAAAUGUCAAAGCUAGACCUCCAUAGCCUUCAGCUUCAACUCAUAUUUAUUUUUAUUAUGAGAAGAAAUGUUAAUGAUUCAUUACAAAGGGACUAAUAUUUUUUUAAAAUUCCCCUUUUCAGAAGUUGCGAUCUAUAGGGGCGAUGAUGUAAAGGUCAUCUGUUUCUUUGGUCUAUGGUUAACGAGGGUGUCAUGUGGCCAGCACAACGACCAACCACCGUUAUUUUCCCCAACCAAUGUCAGGUACCCAUUAGAGCUGGGUGUUCCAGAGUGUUCAAAGAUCCCAAAAUUAAAAAGCCCAGUCUUCAACAGGAUUUGAAUCUGGGACUUCCAGUUUGGAAGCCAAGCGCUUUACCAUUCAGCUGCCGCCCCUCAAAUAGAUAAUUUACAUCGACAUAAAUUUAGCCCAAAAAUGGCUUAAAGUGAAAUGUAAAGUUAAAAAAAAAAACUAAAGUUCCCCUUUCAGACCUUGUGAUCUAUAGUACAGAAGAUGUAAAGAACAUCUGUUUCUGUGACCAAAGUGUAGAGUAAAAUUAUUCAAUUGUUUCGUUUUAUUGUAUUUUUCACAUUAAGGAGUGAAAGGUUAUUAUAAUUAUGUCUCCCUAGGGUCCCUUUUAGGACAUAUCGUCUCCAUAUAACAUUCUUAUAAUGUGUAUCUCUAACCUUUUGUUUUUCUUGUCUUAUCUUAUCUGAGCAAUCUUUUGAAUCUUCUUUGGCUAUGUUAGAACUGAAGGUUUCACUUUUAGAACCCUUGAAGUCUGUUGGUACAUCUCUUGAUGGUGUGUCCGGACUCACCUCUGCUGUGGCCUAAAUCAAUUUAUGCUUGCCCCAUUGAGCCUCAAACUUUAACUUACAAAACUAAUCUUUUCUAAGAAAAAAAAUGGAUUUUAAUUACUCUCUUUUAGAAGAAAAAAAAUGACUUUGUCACUUGCAAUUAUGGACAUUAUCUUUAAUACAAAAUUUAAUUAAUUGUUUUGUAGAAGAAGAAAUGUAGUGGUUUAUAUACUUGUAAUUGCAUUCCUAACAAGUAACUACAUUUGGACUCUCUAGUUAAGGAUAGAAAUUGUUACCUCCAACGCUACAUCCUGUGUUUCAAAUAGCUGUAUUAGACUUUUGCCUGUUUGAAUGAUGCCUGGUGUUUGGGUUUUUGUUUCGACAAGGGAGAUAACUAGAGAUCAGUUUUUGAGAGUGUCAACUGUAUGCUCGAUGAACACUGUAUAAAGAAUUCUUGCUGAAUUAUAAAUUUUUGAUAAUCAAAUAAACACCUCAGUUUUGUUUUCA